CAGCUGGCCGGUGAAACACAGGGACGGGCAAAAGAUCUCCCCUUGUAAACAGGGCACACAAGUUUUGAGCCGGACGGAUUCUUUACGAACCGGUACAAAGACACGCGUCACCACGGACGGAACUUUUAGCGUUUAUUAUAAGGAGCGCGCUUGCGAUUAUUAUUUCUUUCUACGCGUUAUUAAUACAAUAUUCUUUAUCGUUGCAUUCUUAUUGGUGACAUAAGACUGCGAUUGCGUAUCGCAUCAGGGGUGCAGUUUGUUAUCGAAUCCGCUAAAUACCCAAUAAGAAUAACAAUAAUAAAUUCGCUCGCGCAUUUAAAGCGAAAGCUCUCACGUGGGAUUUCAAGAAGAUCGCGAACUUUCAAACUCAUCGCUAUGGUCCUCUCGUGACGAGGUUUUAUCGCACGGACGUUUUCGUUCAUUAUUGACAGUAUUCGGAGCGACCCAAUCUCCAAGUUGGACAUGUUCAGGGGAUUUUCGCGCUGGGAAUGAAAACACGCAGUGCUGUUCUGUUAUUAGAGAACCAAACUUUCAUUCAAUCAAGUUCUGUCGUUGAACGAUCUUGAGGGGCGAAGCGCCUCGUUUAGAUCUACAAGAUCUAACGCCAUACGGGAUCGUUCGUGAUCUCUUCCCCGCGCGAACGGAGCUACACCGUAUCGGCUGUUACAGCAAAAGUGUUACAGGAUAGCAUGGCAAUGGUAGUAAAUCAGUGGCAGGAGAACAUUUCGGCCGAUCCCGGGUCCCAGCUGCAGAUCUGUAGUCAGGAGCCGGGCGGGACCCCGGGAACACCCUCGGGUUCGACGCCGGGCAACGACGCGCUCUCCGGGGACAAAAUUCCCAACGUGGACUGCAUGGUGUGCGGGGACAAGUCCAGCGGCAAACACUACGGCCAGUUUACCUGCGAGGGCUGCAAGAGCUUCUUCAAGCGCUCGGUGCGACGGAACCUGAGUUACACCUGCCGGGGGAACCGCGACUGUCCCAUCGACCAGCACCACCGGAACCAGUGCCAAUACUGUCGACUGAAGAAGUGCUUAAAAGUCGGAAUGAGGAGAGAGGCUGUUCAAAGGGGUCGAAUGUCCAACUCACAGACCAGUCCCGGACAGUAUCUGAGCAACGGAGGAGACCCGUAUAACGGGCAGCCGUAUCUCUCUGGCUUCAUCUCUCUGCUCCUGCGGGCCGAGCCGUACCCCACCUCACGUUACGGAGCCCAGUGCAUGCAAUCCAACAACCUAAUGGGCAUCGAAAAUAUAUGUGAACUGGCCGCCCGUUUGCUCUUCAGUGCGGUGGAAUGGGCGAAGAACAUCCCUUUCUUUCCUGACCUACAGCUCAUGGACCAGGUGGCGCUUUUACGCAUGUCGUGGAGUGAACUGUUCGUUCUGAACGCUGCGCAAUGUUCUAUGCCGCUGCAUGUAGCGCCUCUGCUGGCCGCCGCUGGUCUGCACGCCUCCCCCAUGUCGGCCGAGCGGGUGGUGGCCUUCAUGGACCACAUACGUGUCUUCCAAGAACAGGUGGAGAAACUGAAAGCUCUUCAGGUAGACACUGCCGAGUACUCGUGUCUGAAGUCCAUUGUGCUCUUCACUUCUGAUGCCAUGGGUCUAUCUGAUGUAGCCCACGUGGAGAGCAUCCAGGAGAAGUCCCAGUGCGCUCUUGAGGAGUAUGUGCGGAACCAGUACCCCAAUCAACCCAACCGGUUUGGCCGUCUGUUGUUGCGGCUGCCGUCCCUGCGCAUCGUUUCCUCUCCCGUCAUCGAACAGCUUUUCUUCGUACGCCUGGUAGGCAAAACGCCAAUCGAGACCCUUCUGCGGGACAUGCUGCUAUCAGGCUCGAGCUACAACUGGCCUUACAUGCCCGUCCAGAGAGAUCGGCCCAUCUCCCUCCAUUACAACGAGAAUGGGCCCUGAUCCCGUCCCCUGCCACCGUAGGGUCAUGGCUGAUACAGAGGAUCUGAUGGUAAGCCACGCCCCUUUCUGCCACAUCGUCACUACUCACUUAUAUGAAGCACCAGCCGUUUGUUUUGCCAAUGAGAGUGGAGCACACCGCUCGCACCGGACGGUUGGACACUGUUACUCUUUCACGCAGAGGUUCUGUAAUGGAGGAGCGUGCCAAAUGUGCGGCGUCCAAUACUGAUUUUGACUCAAACAGAAGCCAUUAAAUGCAAGGCCGACAUUUUUACCAGAAAUGCUGUUGAAAUUAGUUGGACGUUUAAAGAAAAAGACGAGAUUCUGGUCAAAUUGAAACUGUUUUCCCAGCUUCUGAAUUUGAGGCGAACAAGGUUUGUUACGGCCUCAGUAAACGUGAAAGACUCUCACAAGGCUCAGAGAGAAAACCAUUGCCAAAGCAGAACAGGCAACUGAACUCCAAACUGGAGGAAUUUUGUGGACCUAAUGACUGAGGUGAAAUUUUGUUUGUCUUGUUGAUUUUAUUUUCAUUUAGGUCUCUGAUAAAGUGGGAAAACUUGAAAGAGGCACUUGAAACCAGCCAGAUACCCUCAUUAUAUGUGCUCUUCUCAGCUACGUCCAAAUAUUCAGCGAAUCCAGAUGAAAUGUCAUCUUGUCAUGCACAACAUAUUGUGUGCUAGAUACAGGUGUUUAUCUCCUGUAGAUUGAGGAAAACACUUUAAGGUGAAAUAGGGUAUUCUGGGACAUCGAGAAUAUGGGAAAUAUUGUCACUAACAUUAACAUGUUAUCACAAAUGGGUAGGUUGUCACAAAUGGCAAAAAAUGCCCCAGGUCACCCUAAUUUACCCUAAACCAAUAAACUCAAGACCUCAAUAAUGCCAACCGUCUGCCUUUGAUGACCAGAUAUAUUGUGUAGCACAGGUAUUAUCAAGUAUUUUGGUUACUUUCUUGACGUUUGGAUCUGUUUAAACCCCGUUUUCACAUUUUUUAACAUGGCACUACAGCUUUUAAGGCAGAGUUCGGAUAUAUAAGCCAUUGGGACCUUUGAAAGCAGGACCUGUUGUAUUAGUUCACAGAAUAUUUCUAUAAAAGUAUGUUUGAUUUCUGUAUUUUAGGUUUGGAAUAUGAAUUCAUGAAAUAAAAUCUGUCAUG
Molecule: messenger RNA, 3049 nt
Organism: Triplophysa rosa
Lineage: Eukaryota; Metazoa; Chordata; Actinopteri; Cypriniformes; Nemacheilidae
Gene: nr2f5
Product: nuclear receptor subfamily 2, group F, member 5
Exons: 4
Coding region: 690-1901 (403 amino acids)
Biological process (GO): anatomical structure development; cell differentiation; regulation of transcription by RNA polymerase II
Molecular function (GO): nuclear receptor activity; RNA polymerase II cis-regulatory region sequence-specific DNA binding; zinc ion binding
Source: RefSeq, a predicted model, not a curated record